UUCCCGAAGCUGUUCACAGCCAACCCGCAUCUACCGAAAAUUCAGGAAACAGUCCAAUGAUCUCAGCCGUCCAGUCCUGGGCAGCUUUCAUUUGCUCCUCCGGCGCAAUUCCCUCCAAGUCGUCCUUGAAAUCAAAGUAGCGCUGUAUCGUGAGCAAGAUCCGUGCAUUCUCAAUAUUUAACCAGAUUUCGAUGUUGCGGAGCUUGUCUGAAGACGCUGAGGCCUGUGCGUCACAGUAUAUCGCUUCUGCUCUUUGCUUCGCCGCGAGACAUUGCCUUGAUGCGACGAUCGACAAGCAAUACUGCAGGACAGCCGUUUCUUCGGUGGAUGGUUCUAACAAAGCGCGGCGAUCCUCCAGAUAUGCAUUGAUUUGGGCGAAUUUCGAUUCAAUAGACUGUUAGACCAUGAGAAACCAUUAAUUAGUACUGGGCUUGCUAGUGAAGCGUACUUUCAGUCUUUUAGUCUUUUUGUCCUCUUCUA
This is a messenger RNA of Guyanagaster necrorhizus, 480 nucleotides long. RefSeq lists its product as uncharacterized. The coding region runs from base 192 to 401 and encodes 69 amino acids. The transcript has 2 exons. The record is from RefSeq and is a predicted model, not a curated record. NCBI's taxonomy places the organism in Eukaryota, Fungi, Basidiomycota, Agaricomycetes, Agaricales, Physalacriaceae.